This is a messenger RNA of Medicago truncatula (barrel medic), 2177 nucleotides long. Its product is annotated as rust resistance kinase Lr10. The coding region runs from base 150 to 1991 and encodes 613 amino acids. The record is from RefSeq and is a predicted model, not a curated record. The transcript has 2 exons. Gene Ontology annotation, biological process: protein phosphorylation. Gene Ontology annotation, molecular function: ATP binding; polysaccharide binding; protein kinase activity. Lineage: Eukaryota; Viridiplantae; Streptophyta; Magnoliopsida; Fabales; Fabaceae.
UUGCAUUCUACAAAAAAAAUUGCCAUAUUUUUUAUUUUUACACGGAUCACGAGCACAAUGCACUUUUUAUAAAGGAGCACAUAGUUUGGUUUUUUUUCUUAUCGUUCCACUUUCUUUUGUUAACAAAUUAAAUCUUUGCAUACUUUAGGAUGGCAGGAGCACAUACUACGAUGAUUAUACUAUCGAUUCUUCUGAAUCUCCAGCUUUUCAAUAGCAGCAGCUAUCAUGACGAGUCGACAGAAUUGUCCUGUGGAACUAACGAGCCGGUUAUUCGAUGCCCAUUCCAACUCGUUAAGGAAUCAUCACAAGAUCAAUGUGUUUAUCCUGAGUUUUGCCUGUAUUGUACAAAUCAGAAAACCAUGAUUUCGCUUCCUACAACUUCAGGUCCAGUUCAAUUCUUUGUCUCUGAAAUUGACUACAAGUUACAAAUUAUUUCAUUUUCCGACCCGGACAAUUGCCUUCCAAAGAUGUUACCAAAGCUUAACACUUCAUCAUUCCAAUUUUACAAAUUUGAUACAAAAUUAGCAACAACUGUAGUCUUCUUCAACUGCUCUUCGGUUAGGAAACGACACCUGAGAAACUACGAUCAAUUAUUCCAAGGGUCACAAGAUAUGAUCACAUGUCCAAUUUACGCUGCUGAUUCCAAAGACAGUAUCCUCACAUUGGACCUUUUAUCAUGUACCAAGAUGUUCAACUUCAAUGCAUCGAUCGUGGUAUCAAACCUGACGUUAAAUCGUCUUAGUUUGAGUUGGCCAAAUCCAAAUUGUACUGUCUGUGAGGCGAAAGGCAUGAAAUGUAGAUGGAAUAACAACGGCACCAAAUGUGACAUUGAAUGUUUCCACUGCAACAACAAACAGAAAAAAUUUCAAAUAAAAAAAUAUCAUGUUUUGGCUACAAUAGGUUCAAUUUUAUUGGGGUUGCUCACCAUUGCAUUUAUAAAGAUUUAUCUACAUUUCAGAGAAAAAGAAGAAGAUCAAGUUAGAGUUGAUAGGUUUUUAGAGGAUUAUAGAGCACAAAAGCCUGCCAGAUUUUCAUAUUCUGAUAUAAAAAGAAUCACUAGUGGGUUUAAGGAAAAGUUAGGAGAAGGAGCACACGGAACCGUGUUUAAAGGAAAACUCUCUAGUGAGAUUCUGGUGGCUGUGAAGAUUCUCAACAAUACACAGGGAGAAGGGAUAGAGUUUAUCACAGAAGUGGAAAUUAUGGGUACAAUCCACCACAUUAACGUGGUUCGCUUGCUUGGCUACUGCGCAGAUGGAAUCCAUCGAGCUCUUGUAUACAAUUUGUUUCCAAAAGGUUCGCUACAAUGCUUCAUAUUUCCACCGGAUGACAAGGAUCAUUUCAUGGGGUGGGAGAAGCUACAACUAAUUAGUCUUGGUGUAGCAAAAGGAAUUGAGUAUCUUCAUGAGGGUUGUAGCCAUCCAAUUCUUCACUUUGACAUCAACCCUCACAAUGUUUUGCUAGAUGACACCUUCACUCCAAAAAUUUCAGACUUUGGACUCGCCAAAUUAUGUUCAAAGAAUGUUAGUGUUGUAUCCAUGACUGCGGCUAGAGGAACCUUGGGAUAUAUGGCACCUGAAGUUUUGUCACGAAAUUUUGGAAAUGUUUCUCGUAAGUCUGAUAUUUAUAGUUAUGGGAUGUUGUUGCUGGAAUUGGUUGGAGGACGCAAGAAUGUAGAUUCCUUGUCUGAUGAAAAUUUCCAUGUUUUAUAUCCAGAAUGGAUUCAUAACCUAUUGGAAGGAGAUACACAUAUAAAUAUUGAAGAUGAGGAUGAUAUUAAAAUUGCAAAGAAACUCGCAAUUGUUGGACUUUGGUGUAUUCAAUGGCAGCCAAUAAAUCGUCCCUCCAUAAAAGCUGUGAUACAAAUGUUGGAGACAGCAGAUUACAAUCGGUUAACUUUUCCACCCAAUCCUUUUCAUUCUAGUACUUCUGUUAAUACUACUGGAUGCUCUUUGGCAAGACAAACUUUUCAAAUGGAAGUGAUUCAAGAAUAAAAAAAGAUGAUCAUAUUUUAGAUUAAUUUGAGUUAAUCACUUACCACUUGAAAAGAUUAAACUGUUUGUGAAAAAAUAGCUUAUGUAUUUUUUUAGUAAUAUGCUCACUUCAGAGUGUUGUUUUGUAGUUAUUUUAGAACUUUUGAGGAAAAAUAAUAAUGCUGACUUUCUCUCUGUAUCUCUUGA